AUGUCGGGGGAAAAGCGACCUGCCCAAGAAGCCUUUGGCUCAUCGAACCAGCUUGUCGUCAAGCGAAAGAAGUCCGACGCCGGUCUCAAUGAUAGCACAGCCAUCGUCCAAAGCUCGUCGCAAAAUGGGGCUUUGAUUCAAUCAGUUCCCCGCACCAGCGGGCUUCAAGCACCGAUUAUGGAAAUGAAUGGUCAUUCUGGUGAAAUCUUUUCGGUGCGGUUUGAUCCCACUGCCCAGCACAUUGCUUCGGGCUCAAUGGAUAGAUCUAUCUUGCUUUGGAACACAUACGGACAAUGCGAGAACUAUGGUGCGCUAUCAGGUCACCGGGGAGCAGUUCUUGAUCUUCAAUGGUCGCGCGACUCCAGAACGUUAUUUUCCGCAUCGGCCGACAUGACGCUCGCUAGUUGGGAUCUCGAGACCGGACAAAGGAUACGCCGGCACAUUGGGCACGAGGAGAUUAUCAAUUGUCUUGACAUAAGCAAAAGAGGCCAGGAAUUGCUGGUCAGCGCAAGUGACGACGGCUGCAUAGGCAUCUGGGAUCCCCGGCAAAAGGAUGCCAUCGAAUAUCUGGAAACUGAGUUGCCCAUCACGGCGGUGGCGCUUUCGGAGGCGGGUAACGAAAUCUAUAGUGGUGGUAUUGAUAACACUAUUCAUGCUUGGGAUCUACGGAAGAAGGGCAUCGUCUACUCCAUGGCGGGACACACGGAAACCAUCACCUCUCUCGAAAUCUCGCCCGACUCGCAAACUCUUCUUUCCAACUCACACGACUCGACCGUACGCACGUGGGACAUCCGGCCAUUCGCGCCGGCCAAUAGACACGUCAGGACAUUUGACGGCGCGCCGGUCGGGUUGGAGAAGAACCUCAUCCGGGCCAGUUGGGACCCGAGUGGAGAGAAGAUUGCGGCGGGCAGUGGUGACAGAAGUGUCGUAGUCUGGAACUCGAAGUCCGGCAAAAUUCUAUACAAGCUCCCUGGACAUAAGGGGACUGUCAAUGACGUCCGGUUCUCACCAAACAAUGAGCCCAUCAUUGUCUCGGGAUCGUCCGAUAGAACGCUCAUGCUCGGUGAACUUGGCAAGUGA
Molecule: messenger RNA, 1080 nt
Organism: Aspergillus luchuensis
Lineage: Eukaryota; Fungi; Ascomycota; Eurotiomycetes; Eurotiales; Aspergillaceae
Product: WD40 repeat domain-containing protein
Exons: 5
Coding region: 1-1080 (359 amino acids)
Cellular component (GO): catalytic step 2 spliceosome
Molecular function (GO): RNA binding; protein binding
Source: RefSeq, a predicted model, not a curated record